GGGACCCAAAUUCAUUUUCCAACAGCCGCACUCUCUCUCCCUCUCUCUCUACAAUCUCUCUCUAAAACCUUCUCUCCAUCCAUCAAUGGCUGCCGCCGCCGGUCAGCCUCCACGGCUCGCCUCUCGCCGUCCGAACCUUUUUUCUUUCUCUCCGUCACCGGCGAACCCCACUGGAUUAGCCUACGAAGCUACCGGAAAACUGGCACCCGUAACCCGACGCCGCCGCUGCUCCGGUCGAACCAACAGUCCUCCCCGUCGCCAGCCGCUACUCCGGUCGAACAACAGCCGUCCCCGUCGCCAGCCGCCACAACAGCAACGGCGACUAACCAAACAGCCCCUCCGACGUCUUUCUCAACAGCCGCCAGCCUCCUCCGCACGGUCAGCCCGAACCAGCAUCGCGACCACCAUAGCUUGUGAACCAUCCGUCACUGUCUUCCGUCGCUGCAACUCCAGCUGGCCGAACCACCGGAGAAGGCUCCACUUCUCCAUCGCCGAUCAAGCUGCCACAAAUUUAUUCUAUUUUUCCUCACCGGAGGUGAUGACCGGUGAGGUAUUGAUUGGUAACCUCUCCGAUAUUGGCUGAUUUUGGGAAUCAUCACAGGUAUAAAUAGACAGUCUCGGAUAUUUGAAGAGUCGCCGAAAAGUUUAUGGGGGAGGGCUGCACCUUUUCUUUCUUUGUUCAUUUAUUUAUUUUUGAUUCAUGGUGUUGUAAUAACUCUGUAUAAACACUAUUAUUUUGUAAUAAUAAAAUUUGGGGAUUGCUUCGGGGGGCAGGGACUUACGUGCUCUAUGAAUAGUAUAGAUAGGCACAACUUAGAUUUUACGUGUGUUAUGUGCUACGUGGAUCAAGUUAGGCACACAAAUUUAGGAUUUAUUAAUACAUUAAUCACUUAAGACAUUUAAUCUACUUAUUAAUUCGAUUAGAAAUCUUGAUUUUAGGAUUAAACUGACAUCUGCAAUGCUAAAUUAAAUUCAUGCAUAUUAAUACAUUUUUAGCAGGUUAAGCAUUUGAAUUAAGUAUGCCACUGUAUGUUUAGCAUGUUAACAAGAAUUUAAGCAUAUUGGUAUUUUUGAGCAUGUCAGCAAUUAAAUUUCACAUAUUAAUACAUUUUAUCAUUUUUAGCAUGUUAAACAUUAAAAUUAAUUAUGUUGUCUAGCAUGUUAAAACAAAUCUAAGCAUGUUAAUAUUUUAGAGCAUGUUAACAUAAAAUUCCUGCAAAUUAAUAUAUUUUAUAACGUGUUAAAAUCGUGUUUCUGCAUAAAACAAUUAAAAUCCGGCAUGUUAAAACUGCAUUUUUGCAUAAAAUAAUUAAUUAACAGCAUGUUUAAAAAUUAAUUAAAGCAAUUUCAAUAUAUUAGAUAGUGGAUUAAGUAUGUCAUUGUAAUUUUUGGCCUAUUAAUGCAAUUUCUGCAUGUUAUCAUGAAAUUACAGCGCAUUAGCAUAAUUUUCAGCAUGUUAAAAUAUCAA
This is a messenger RNA of Capsicum annuum, 1468 nucleotides long. RefSeq lists its product as uncharacterized. The record is from RefSeq and is a predicted model, not a curated record. NCBI's taxonomy places the organism in Eukaryota, Viridiplantae, Streptophyta, Magnoliopsida, Solanales, Solanaceae. Bases 86 to 583 code for a protein of 165 amino acids. The transcript is spliced from 2 exons.